This is a messenger RNA of Conger conger (European conger), 1506 nucleotides long. RefSeq names its product ketosamine-3-kinase-like. The coding region runs from base 208 to 1146 and encodes 312 amino acids. The transcript has 6 exons. The record is from RefSeq and is a predicted model, not a curated record. Lineage: Eukaryota; Metazoa; Chordata; Actinopteri; Anguilliformes; Congridae.
AACUGGAACAUCGAAUCGUUCUUUCAUAGUCACAAACCCCGUGAUAGUCUCCACAUAGGCAUGUUUCAAUCGAUGUAGUAAAUUAGUACCUGUAGUCUCUAACUUCACUCCUGUUAGUCUCCAACUGCCAUUUUAAAGCUUGCAACAGCAGUAAUUACGCCGUUUAAAAAUACCUUCUGGCCCAUCAGGCAUUAUUAUUGUAACGAUAUGGCAAACAUGGAAGCCUUGCUUAAAAAAGAACUGGGAACUUCGAUGCUGAAAGCCUCUGGCGAUGCAGCAGUGGGCUGCAUCAGCGAGGGACAGAGCUACGACAUUGACAGCGGACGGGUUUUUGUGAAAAUAAACCACAGGAGCCAGGCCAGGCUCAUGUUUGACGGAGAAGCAGCCAGCUUGGAUUCCAUCUUGAAGACACAGACAGUGAAAGUACCAAAACCAAUGAAGGUGAUUGAUCUUGAGACUGGUGGUGCGGUGUUUGUCAUGGACCAUCUGGAUAUGACGAGCCUGAACAAAUAUUCUGCGCAGCUGGGGGAGCAGCUGGCUGAUCUGCACUUGCACAAUCAGAGGCAGAGAGAACGGAGGGACAAGGAAGAACAAACUGUUGGGAAAGGAUCGGGCCAGUCUGAUGUUCCCAUCAUUGAGAAGUAUGGGUAUCACACUGCCACCUGCUAUGGUUACUUCCCACAGGUGAAUGACUGGCAGAGUGACUGGGUGGCCUUCUUCACCCAGCAGAGGCUGCAGCACCAGCUGGGUCUGUUGGAGCAGUCCUGUGGAGACAGGGAGGUGCAGGAACUAUGGACUCAGCUGCAGCCUAUGAUCCCCAAGAUGUAUGAGGGGGUGCAGGUGUACCCCGCCCUGCUUCACGGGGACCUUCAUGGGAACAAUGUGGCUGAGAGCUCAGACGGCCCCAUCAUCUUUGACCCUUGCUCCUUCUACGGCCACACCGAGUUUGAACUGACCAUCUCUGUGAUGUUUGAGGGGUUCGACAGCUCCUUCUACUCCGCCUACCAUAAGAAGAUUCCCAAAGCGCCCGGGUUUGAAAAACGGUAUCAGCUCUACCAGGUCUUCAACUACCUCAACCACUGGAACCACUUUGGUGGUGAAUACAGGGAAGCCUCACUGCGCACAAUGAAGAACCUUCUUAAGUAGUCUUUGUCUCUGCCUGAUGGACCUGAAGGAAGCUGCCCGUCGCUCUGCCUGCAGCCCAGGGCUUGUCUUUAAAUUGACAAUGCCCAUUUUGCACAGGGGCUCUUUUUGUUAUAAAGUAUUAUAAAUACACAACUGACAGUGCCUUUCAGUGGGAUGAUUAAUUUUAAAGAUGCUAGUUUUAAAGGCUUCCAGAUGGCCCUUGUGGGAGGGAACUCAGUUUAAAUAGUUUAAAUAGCUGAUGACAACAACAGGGUUGUUAUGCUAUUCAGACUGUGAUGGGGAAAAAAUGAUCCUGGGGUUAUACAUUGCAUUGUAAUUAAAAACAGUAAUGUUCUUUGCAAAUAAAAAUACUACAUGCAA